AUGAUUCUUGUUCAGUUGAUAACUCUAAGUUCAGGACAGUUUACAGUGACUGCCUUACAGGAAACUGUUUUGGUUUCUCUGGGAGAGGAAGUUGAGCUCAGUUGCCAGCUUUCCCCAUCACAAAGUGCAGAACACAUGGAGAUACGCUGGUUCCGGAACCGCUACACACAGCCUGUUCACUUAUAUAAGGAUGGCAAAGACAUAUAUGGGGAAACAAUUUCCAAAUACGUGGAGCGAACAGAGCUCAUGAAAAAAGACAUUGGAGAGGGUAAAGUGACCCUCAGGAUUCUUGGUGUCAGAGUUGAUGAUGACGGGCCAUACCAUUGUUUAUUCCAAGAUGGUGAAUUCUAUGAUGAAGCCAUCACAGAAUUGAAGGUCACAGCGACAAGUAUAGAGACACAAAUUCUUGUUCAUCCAUCUACUAUCAAAGGUGUUUUAUUAGAGUGUAAUUCAGAAGGUUGGUUCCCACAGCCUCAUAUGGAAUGGAGAGAAGACAGAGGACAGAUCAUACCACCUACAUCAGAAUCACAUUCACAGGAUACAGACAAAUUGUUCAACAUGAAGAUGACCCUUCUUAUUAGAUCCCAUAGAAAUGUCACUUGCUACCUUCGAAACCCAGUGACUGGUCAAGAAGAGAUCACAAGCAUUAUUCUACAAGAUGCACUGAUUUCAUGGUCUGAUAUUUGGAUAUUCAUGCUGGGUUUAAUUGUGGCUCUUCUGCUGGUCUUCAUAAAGUCAUGCUGUAUAGGAGAUUGCAGAUCAAAAGACAGCACAAUUUUUUACCCUGUAAAUGUAGAGUUUGAGGAGGACCCACCAGAAAGAUAUAAAUUCACAACUUCUUAUACAUCUCUAAUUGCUGUGUUGCGAGAGUAA
This is a messenger RNA of Sorex araneus (European shrew), 873 nucleotides long. Its product is annotated as putative selection and upkeep of intraepithelial T-cells protein 1 homolog. The transcript has 5 exons. The coding region runs from base 1 to 873 and encodes 290 amino acids. Gene Ontology annotation, biological process: T cell receptor signaling pathway; regulation of cytokine production. Gene Ontology annotation, molecular function: signaling receptor binding. Gene Ontology annotation, cellular component: external side of plasma membrane. Lineage: Eukaryota; Metazoa; Chordata; Mammalia; Eulipotyphla; Soricidae. The record is from RefSeq and is a predicted model, not a curated record.